Molecule: messenger RNA, 1419 nt
Organism: Pygoscelis adeliae (Adelie penguin)
Lineage: Eukaryota; Metazoa; Chordata; Aves; Sphenisciformes; Spheniscidae
Gene: VPS51
Product: vacuolar protein sorting 51 homolog (S. cerevisiae)
Exons: 10
Coding region: 1-1143 (380 amino acids)
Biological process (GO): lysosomal transport; retrograde transport, endosome to Golgi; Golgi vesicle transport
Cellular component (GO): EARP complex; GARP complex; membrane
Source: RefSeq, a predicted model, not a curated record
AUGCGCUCGGAGGCAGCAUUUGCUCUCGCCGCCUGCUUCUCCCGGCGGGCGCCCGUGUCCUGUUGGGAUGAGACCUUGGACCCCAAGGAGCUCACCGAGUGCGUGGAGAUGCUGUUGCAGCUGGAAGAGCCACCCGAGGAGCUAUGCGAGGAGUUCCUGAGCCACGCUGGCGCCCGCCUUGAGGCUGAGCUGGCAGCGCUGGAGGCCGAGCUGCCCCCGGCCGACCCCUCCAGCACCGCCACCACGCCGCCCCCCCUGCCCUAUCUCCUGGCCACCCUCGCCUCCUCCGUCCUUGGCCAGCUCAAGGCCGUCCUGGCCUAUGUGCAGCUCUUCACCGCCAAGGAUGUCGCCUUCGCCAGCCUGCCCUACUUCAAGGGGGAGUUCUGUGCGGAGGCGGUGCGCGAAGGGCUGGUAGUGGCCUUCGUGCGCUGGCUCUCCCCGGCCCUGCUGCUGCUCCUUGCCCGCCUCUGUCUUGACUAUGAGGCCACCACCGUCAGUUACAUCCUCACUCUCACCGACGAGCAGUUUCCCCCCCAGGACACGGGCCCGGCGGUGACACCGGGACCGGCACUGUGCGCAGAGGCACGGGGGGCGGCACAGCGGCUGCUCGACCACUACGUGCAGGUCCAGGGCGCCGCGGUGGCACAGAUGCUUAGGAAGAGUGUGGAGACGCGAGACUGGUUGGGCACCGUCGAGCCCCGCAACGUUCGUGCUGUAAUGAAGCGCGUGGUCGAGGACAUCACCGCCAUCGAUGUCCAGGUGGGGCAGCUCUUCGAAGAGGGGGUGCGGCGGGGCGCCCCCAUGGACACUCACCUGCUCAGCAACAUCCAGAAGCUCUUCUCUGAACGCAUUGACAUCUUCAGCCCUGUCGAGUUCAACAAGGUGUCGGUGCUGACUGGGAUCAUCAAGAUCAGCCUAAAGACGCUGCUGGAGUGUGUGCGGCUGCGGACAUUGGGGCGCUUCGGGCUGCAGCAGGUGCAGGUGGACGGCCAUUACCUGCAGCUCUACCUCUGGCGCUUCGCCGCUGACGAGCGGGUGGUGCAGGGGCUGCUGGACGAGGUGGCUGCCAGCGCCGCCCACCGCUGCCUCGACCCCGUCCCCAUGGAGCACAGCGUCGUCGAGCUCAUCUGCGAGCGCGGGUAGGACAUGGGGACACACGGGGGCGUGGGUUGAUGUACAGGACAUGGCGUCGCGUAGCGGGGGGGACACAGGGACAUGGGACAUCUGUGUCACCAUGGGGCACAGCCGAGUGGGGACAUCUCUGGGAGGGGUGCAUGUCUUAGGUUCUGUUAUGUAUCUGGGGACAGACCUGUACCCUGUGAGUCCCCACACAUACAUGGGGAUGCUCCAUGUAUCCUCCCCCAUAUGGCAACACACAAGGAUGUCCCGUGUCCCCACACCCACACAGGGUCACCCCAU